GGCGAGGCAUGAGCGCGGAAAUGCAGUCCUUAUGCGCAGUCGGCGACGGACAGGCUUCCGAGCAACACCGCUUCCGCAUUCGGCCUUGACUUCGGGGGGGAAAAACACGACGAUGCGGGUGCUGGUCAGCUCUGUAGUGGCACUCGCCCUGAUUGCUCUUGUGCCACGGAGCCAGGGUCAGGGAGUGCAGGACCUCAUCCCUUCGCUAGUCCAGAGGAUCGUUGGGUUGUGGCACUCGGAUGAGGUGGAGUUCAUGGGUCACAGCUGCAGGUACAGCCAGCGGCCCUCCUUCUAUAGGUGGGAGCUUUACUUCAAUGGCAGGAUGUGGUGUCCUGGAUGGGCUCCCUUCACUGGCAGAUCUCGCACCCGCAGCCCUUCCGGCGCCGUCGAGCACGCGACGAGGGACUUCGUGCAGAAGGCGCUGCAGAGUAAUCUCAUCACGGAGGACGACGCUAGAAUUUGGCUCGAGCACUAAGGCCUUUGUCUCAAGGUCAUUCCCAUUUCCUUUUGACACGAUGAAGGUCGAAGCGAUAUUUGUAAAUCGUGAAUAAGAAGAAUGAUGUCAGUACUUU
Penaeus vannamei (Pacific white shrimp) is the source of this 572-nucleotide messenger RNA. RefSeq names its product anti-lipopolysaccharide factor. NCBI's taxonomy places the organism in Eukaryota, Metazoa, Arthropoda, Malacostraca, Decapoda, Penaeidae. The record is from RefSeq and is a predicted model, not a curated record.